AUGUGCGGUAUCUUUGGAGUCUACAACUUGCCCGGCGAUGCCAACGCCUUCCGUCAGCGCGCCCUCUUUCUUUCCAAGAAGCUCCGUCACCGUGGUCCCGAUUGGAGCGGAUGCACUGUUGCUGGCAACCACAUUCUCUGCCACGAGCGUCUUGCCAUUGUCGGUGUUGAGUCGGGAGCUCAGCCCUUGACCAACGACGACGAGACCUUGAUCCUGUCCGUCAACGGCGAGAUCUACAACCACAACGCUCUCCGCAAGAUGUGCGCCGAGGGAACCCAUUUCAAGACCCAGUCCGACUGUGAGGUCAUCCUUCACCUCUACAAGACCAUGGGUGCUGAUGUUGUGAAGCACCUCGACGGAAUGUUCUCCUGGAUCCUCCUCGACACCAAGAAGAACCGCAUUGUUGCUGCCCGCGACCCCAUCGGUAUCACCACUCUUUACCAGGGUUGGAACAGCAAACAGCCCGGUACUAUCUACUUCUCCUCGGAACUCAAGGCCCUCAACGAGGAGUGCGAUCGCAUCAUUGCCUUCCCCCCCGGUCACGUCUUUGAUUCCGAGACUGGCUUGACCACCCGGUACUUUGAGCCCACCUGGUGGGACGGCGAGAAGAUCCCCUCCAACCCUGUCGACUACAAGCUCAUCCGCGAGUCGCUCGAGAAGGCUGUCCGCAAGAGAUUGAUGUCUGAGGUCCCCUACGGUGUCCUCCUCUCUGGUGGUUUGGAUUCUUCCUUGAUCGCUUCCAUUGCUGCCCGUGAGACUCAGAAGAUUAUCAGCGGUACCGGUCCCCUCAACAAGGAUGGCGAUGAUGUUGACUCGUCUGCUGUUGCCUCCUGGCCUCGUCUCCACUCCUUCUCGAUCGGUCUUGAGGGAUCCCCCGAUUUGGCUGCUGCCCGCGUCGCUGCUGACUUCUUGAAGACCGUCCACCACGAGUACACCUUCACUGUCCAGGACGGUCUUGACGCCAUUGCCGAUGUUGUCUACCACCUCGAGACCUACGACGUCACUACUAUCCGUGCUUCUACCCCCAUGUACUUGCUCAGCAGAAAGAUCAAGGCCAUGGGCGUCAAGAUGGUCCUCUCCGGCGAGGGCGCCGACGAGAUCUUUGGAGGAUACCUCUACUUCCACGCCGCCCCCUCCGCCGACGACCUCCACACCGAGACCGUCUCCCGCGUCAAGAACCUCCACUACGCCGACUGCCUCCGUGCCAACAAGUCGACCAUGGCCUGGGGAGUCGAGGCCCGUGUCCCCUUCUUGGACAAGGCCUUCCUCGAGGUCGCCAUGAACGUCGACCCCAAGGAGAAGAUGUCCUUCAAGGGCAAGAUGGAGAAGCAUAUCCUCCGCAAGGCCUUCGACACCUCCGCCGACCCUACCGCUCAGCCCUACUUGCCCGACUCGAUCCUCUGGCGCCAAAAGGAGCAGUUCUCGGACGGUGUUGGAUACGGCUGGAUCGAUUCUUUGAAGGAUACGGCUUUGGUCAAGGUCUCGGACGAAGAGUUUGCCAAGGCUGCCGAGCGCUGGCCCCAGGAUACCCCUCAGACCAAGGAGGCUUACUGGUACCGUGAGGUCUUUGAGCAGUGGUACCCCCAGGCUGCUUGCACAGAGUCGGUUGUCCGUUGGAUCCCUCGUGGCGAUUGGGGUUGCCCUGCUGAUCCUUCAGGUCGUGCCCAGAAGGUCCACGAUUCUGCCUACGAUAAGAACGCUCCUCAGGCUUAA
This is a messenger RNA of Linnemannia hyalina, 1713 nucleotides long. The record is from the annotation of a GenBank genome assembly. Lineage: Eukaryota; Fungi; Mortierellomycota; Mortierellomycetes; Mortierellales; Mortierellaceae.